This is a messenger RNA of Kickxella alabastrina, 737 nucleotides long. RefSeq lists its product as uncharacterized. The transcript has a single exon. Bases 29 to 703 code for a protein of 224 amino acids. Lineage: Eukaryota; Fungi; Kickxellomycota; Kickxellomycetes; Kickxellales; Kickxellaceae. The record is from RefSeq and is a predicted model, not a curated record.
UGCGAUCGACUGCGAGAAUCUGGAUGCGAUGCCGAAAAACGAGCAUAUCGGCACACUGAAUUUCAUGAGCGUGAACAACCUCGAGGGCAACAGCAACACGCGCACUGAGCUCGACGACUGGGAGGCUCUGAUAUAUGUCUUGGUGUGGCUUGGGACAUUUGGACUCAAUGGCAUGUCUAGACAUAACAGUGACACAGAUGAGCACAGAAGAAUUGCAGGUGCUAAAAUCAAGUAUUGGGUUGACGGCAAAACAUUGGAGGACAUUUCCAGAUUUAAGCGCGGCGAUUUGGACAACAGUUCCAGUUUUAAAUCCAUUAUCAACGAUUUUGAUAGUAGGGUGGAUCAUAUCAAUGUCCUUGCAGGGUUGUUGAGUAUGAUGCGUGGUACUCUAAUCGACAAUGCAGGAUGCAGCGAGGAUGGCAGGGGCGCAAAUAUGAAACAAUCUUUUAACCAUGGCAAUUGUGAAUCAUCUGCCUCGAAAGUCACGCCUGGUUCGUUUCCUCCAUUAUCCAAAUUUGCAUUGGCAAUUAAACGGCGAGGUGCUAUGAACACUCCAAUGGUUGAUCCGUUUAAGGUGCGCACUGACAUGGCACCAACUAUUGCCAAAGAGCUGUUGGCCAUUUUGGGGAAUAUUGCUGAGUAUUGCCAAGAAUUGUUGAACAAGGCAGGAACUGAGAGAAACGAGACAAACACAACAAACUAGUUCAUUUGUUUAUUUUUUAGGAAUGCUAAUUUUG